GCUGCUGGCGGGGUUCUCUCUGUUACUGAACACGUUCGAGAUGGGGGAGGUUUCGAUUUGGGAGAGCAGGGUUGGAGACCAAGCCCAAGUCGUAGCCAAACUUUGUAGGAUUUGCGCCUCUACAAAGGCGAAGUGGGGCAGGGCCACGGGCGGAGUUUUAAGCCCAGUCUCAGGGUUUUUGUCUGGGAUUGAGCAGGAAGGGACUUGGGGGCAGGUCCCUCACUGCUUUUGACAGCUUUCUCUUUGUCAGCCGCAACUGAGUUCGGUGGGUUCGGAAAUCUGUACCCCUCUCUCUGCGCGUUCCAGUUCCCCCCUCCCCACCCAGCCCAAGCCAACCCGUGGCUCUGGCCCUGGCCAUGAAGCGCAUCUUCUCCUGCUCCAGCUCACAGGUGGCGGUGGAGAGAUGGAACAACCGUGAUCAGAAACUGCUGGAGGCAGUGCAGCAGGGGGAUGUGGGACGCGUGGCUGCCCUGGCUUCCAGGAAGUCUGCCCAACCCACCAAGCUAGACUCCAACGGCCAGUCUCCGUUUCAUCUGGCAGCCUCCAAAGGCUUGACAGAAUGUUUGACUAUACUGCUUGCUAAUGGAGCUGACAUCAAUAGCAAGAAUGAGGAUGGAAGCACCGCCCUGCACUUGGCUACCAUCUCCUGCCAGCCACAGUGUGUCAAGGUCCUGCUCCAGCAUGGUGCCAAUGAAGAUGCUGUGGAUGCAGAAAAUCGUAGUCCAUUGCACUGGGCAGCCUCCUCUGGCUGUGCCUCAAGUGUGCUCCUGCUGUGUGACCAUGAAGCCUUUUUGGAUGUCCUAGAUAAUGAUGGACGUACACCCUUGAUGAUUGCCUCACUGAGUGGUCAUGCGGCUAUCUGCUCACAGCUACUGCAGAGAGGUGCUCGAGUUAAUGUUACAGACAAGGAUGACAAAUCGGCUCUGAUCCUGGCCUGUGAGAAAGGCAGUGCUGAAGUGGCUGAACUACUCCUGAGCCAUGGAGCCGAUGUGGGAGUGGUGGAUAGCAUGGAGCAUGAUGCUCUGUAUUAUGCUCUGCACACACAAGACAAGGCACUGUGGAAGCUGGUACAGCAGGCCCUGAACUGGCGGAGGGGAGAUCAGGAGCUAGUUCAAUAUCCAGAGGUUGCAUCUAAGGCCUCUCCAUCUGAGCCUCAGGUGGGUUCUCUACCUAAGAGUUCAUGGAGAGGAGAGCCCAAGGAGCAGCAGGAAGGAGAGAACCAUGGAGGCAUAUGCUCAGAGGCAUGGAGGUGGAAGUAUGAAGAUGAGCAGAGGAAAGUUUCUCAGUUGGAACAGGAGCUGGUACAAAAGACAGAAGAGUGUAAGGCUCAAUCUGCAGCCUACCCAGACCUGAAGAACCAGAUUCGAGAACAUGUGCUGGAGCUGGGGCUCCUCCUUGCCCAAGAGCCCACAGCUUCAGAAGGGCAGAGUUCUAGUAUCCAUCCUGAAGAAGAUGACAUGGAGAAGGGUUGUCUCCUGGACCUGCCGGCUGAGCACAUACAUGACUUAAAGAAGCAGCAUCAGGCAGUAACCACAGCCACAGCCACAACCUCAGCCAACCCAGUAUUAGCUUCCAAGAAGACUGAGGAUUCAGCCCAAGGGCAGAUCCAUUAUGAAACCCAUGGUUGGCCCCAACCAGAAGAACAGGGGCCACCCCAGAGCCCAAUGUGUGAGAUCAUGAGGAAUGCCACAGGACAGCAACUGAUCACCAACGGUGGACACGCUCUUAGCUCUGAUCAUACUGACCAGCCACAUGUUGGCCAGAAGGAGAGGUCACAGGCCCUAGGGGCUGAACCAACAGACACAGUGGCUGAAUCAGUGGGCAUAGCAGCCAUGAACCAGCUCCUGCUACAACUGAGGGAGGAGUUGGCUGCAGUGUGGCAAGAAAAGGAUGCUGUCCUGGGGUCUUUGUCAAGACCAGUCCUAGAGGUAGCUCUGGGGACACCCAGAGCUGAGGCUGCAGCAGCUGCCUGGGAGAAGAUGGAGGCCAGGUUGGAGCAGGUGCUAGUGAGGCUGGAUUGGGCAAAGGCAGGACUACAAGGGAAACCUAUGGCCCCUGCCCAGGAGCCCAGAGAAGGAGCACCAAAGGCAGGCUCAGAAACCAUCACCAAAAAGGAUGAAGGGAGGGAGAAAAGGGCCCCUGGGGCCCACAGGGAGCCUCUAAUAGCCCCUGUCAGAGAACAGAUGUCUGGAGGAGGACUGGCAAAGGGACCACUGGAGAAGGAGGUGUCAGCACUAAGACUGAGCAACAGGCACUUGCUAGAGGAGUUGAAGGAGCUGGGGUGGGAGCGGCAGCAGUUGCAAGGGAAGCUGCAGUCCCUGAGCCAGCGGCUGCAACGGGAGUUUGUGCCCAAGCCAGAGGUGCAGGUCCAGCUCCAGCAAUUGCAGCAGAGUGUGGGGCUGCUGACAGAUGAACUGGUGUUGGAGAAGGAGGCCAGUGAGAAGUUGCAGAAGCGCCUGGCCUCCCAAAACAGUGGCCUCCGAGGCCUGUGGGACUGCUUUCCCCCAGAGCUGGUGGGCAAAGCAAGUGCUUGGUGCACAGAUACUGAAUCCUUGGAGGAGCUACAGGCGCACAUCAGCACCUUGGUAUCCAGGCACCAUGAGGCCCAGCAGGUGCUGACUAGGUUGGAGGAGGAAAACCAGUGGCUGCAGGGACCCUCUGCCCCACAUAGGGAGCCAGGCACCUCCUCAAAGGUGCCAGCAUCCCCAGAAGUGGCUGCUUUAGAGCAAGACCUCAGGAAGCUCAAGGAAGAGCUGGGGGCCGUUCAGGCCACAAUGAGUGGGAAGAGCCAGGAGAUCAGGAAGCUGAAGAAACUGCUUUACCAGGCAACAGAGGAAGUGGCUGAGCUGAGGGCCAGGGAGGCGGCCAGUCUGCAGCAGCACGAGAGAACUCGGGGCUCUCUGGUGGCCCAGGCCCAAGCUUGGGGUCAGGAGCUAAAGGCUAUGCUAGAAAAGUAUAACACUGCCUGCCAGGAAAUGGGCCGGCUGCAGGAGGCUGUGGCCAAGGAGCGUCGUGGGAGUGGAGACCUGGCCGCCAGGGCCACAGAGCAGGAGCGCCAGGCCAGCGAGAUGCGUGGGUGCUCAGAACAGUUUGAGGAAACAGUGGAGCUGCUGAAAGAAAAGAUGGAGCAUCUUUUGGGGACUUGCCAGGACAAGGAUGCCAAGAUCAAGGAAUUGUUGAAGAAGUUGGAACAGCUUUCAGAGGAAGUCCUAGCAGUUCGAGGAGAAAAUGCUCGCCUUGCCCUCCAGCUGCAGGAUUCCCAGAAGAACCACAAAGAGAUCAUCUCUGCCUAUAGGAACCAUCUGUUGAAUGCUGCUCAGGAGCCCUGGCUGGUGUGGCUCAGUGGGUUGAGUGUCAUCCUGCUAACUGAAGUUUUGCCAGUUCUCAAUCAAGGGCUACAUGGAACAAGAUGUGUACAGUAUCCUACUGCGAAUCCUCAGCAUGCAGGAGGAGUGAGACAGCAUGGGCCAUGAAGGGUCUGGGAUUCCUCCCUUGUAAGUUAUGAACUCAGGCUGACGAGGGAGCUUGGAAGAAAGGACUUUGGAAAAGUGGCUUAAGGUUGGGAACUGUAAUCUCCUUUUGCCCCAAGUGGUAGCUGCGCGUGGGCCAUAGAGCAUUUGAAGUGAAUUGAGAAGUCACAAUUUGGGGAAUCACUGGGUGGAGUCAGGAAUCACUGAACAGUUAGACUAACAGGGGCUGAGAUGGGAUGGAGACUGAAAAGAGGAGUUGAGUGACUCUUUUACAGUCUGGGAUAGAGAGAUACCAGUGAAUGAUGAGUGAUGGCAGGACAGUGGUACAAAGUUGUUUCCUAGGGUGGGACUCUACAAACUCCAGAAUCUCUCCUCCACUCCUAUACCAAUCAUUCAGUGAAUAGUUUUCUACUCUUCUUCUCCGCACCCCUAUGUCCAUGACCAUCUUCUCAGUCCAGAUACAUGAGGAUCCCCUUUAGCAUCUUGGUAUGGGUAGGAGGAGUCUGAGGAUAUGGAGGCAUGUGCAUUUUAUCCCUGAAUUUCUUCUUUCAAGGAAUAAGAAUAUCCCUGGUUGCCAGAGGCUCCAUCAAGCUGUAUAGUGGGUGGGGGGUUAUCCAGUAGGGAUAGUGUAUGUGGAGCUUCACCUGACAUUAUGGGCCCCAGACCUGAGAACCUGAACUCUGGAAUCAGCAUGGAUGAGAUUAGAGAAGAUCUGGAUGAAAAUAAAUAUUUUUAAAUAAAUAAAUAAUAUUUUCCUGCUUUGUGGAAAAUAAAGU
Messenger RNA from Phyllostomus hastatus (greater spear-nosed bat), 4246 nucleotides. It is a transcript of the gene ANKRD35, whose product is annotated as ankyrin repeat domain 35. Gene Ontology annotation, molecular function: actin binding. The record is from RefSeq and is a predicted model, not a curated record. Lineage: Eukaryota; Metazoa; Chordata; Mammalia; Chiroptera; Phyllostomidae. The coding region runs from base 357 to 3473 and encodes 1038 amino acids. The transcript has 14 exons.